Messenger RNA from Moesziomyces aphidis, 915 nucleotides. NCBI's taxonomy places the organism in Eukaryota, Fungi, Basidiomycota, Ustilaginomycetes, Ustilaginales, Ustilaginaceae. The record is from the annotation of a GenBank genome assembly.
AUGUCGCGGCGUCCGCCUCCCAAACGAGCCCGCUUGUCACCCUCUGAGACGUCGCACAUCUUCUCUGCCUCCUCGCAACCUUCCGAACGCACGCAGCUACAUCCUUGUUCGUAUGAAGUCACGCUCAAUCACGACGCCGAGCUGUACCGCUCUCUGCAUCUUGCACCCGACGCCACGUCAAGCGAGCGCGAGCAAUGGGGGACUCGGCUGGUGACUUGGACAGGCACGGAUGGGCGCAGUGUUGUGAGCGACCGCUUUGAUGCCGUCCACCUUCUCACCGAACUUCCCGCCAAAUCUUCGCCCAAAAGUGCACAGGAUGGGGAAGAGGGAUGGUCGGAUUUGGACAGCGAUGCAGAAGAUGUUUUCUACCUGACCGACUCGGAAGCUGCCGCCUUCGCCCACGACCGGGCACGCGCGAGGCUCGAGGCACAACACACCGCCCGUAUCGCCGCAAUGCCGCCAUCCCCAUCUCCCGCCUCGGAGAAUGAGGAGGAUGAGGAGUGUGCGUUGGGAAGGUCCCAAUUUGAGCUCAUGCGAAAGACGGCUCGGGUGCUGGCCGAGUCGGACCAUCCGGCGCAACUGGAGCUCAAGAUCCUCGCCAACCACGCUAUUGAUGCACGGUUCGACUUUCUCAGACCCACGCCGCAGCAGAGCGCCAUGGCAAACGUAUGGACGCGCCUCAAGGCUCAGCCUGACCUGCCCUACGACGCAGCCCGAAAGCUGGCUGAGCCCAUCCAUGCUGCUCUGGUAGCGUACGCUUCCGACUCGGAUUCAGAACCACCGCAAGCCGAGCCACAAUCGGAUCCUCCGACCGAAUCCCGGCCUCAAUCCAAACCUGACGACGACGUCGAAAAGAAGCGCAAACAGGCCGAGCGACUCGCGCGCGCCCGCGAGUGGCUCAAAACGCGUUCGUAA